Messenger RNA from Lontra canadensis (Northern American river otter), 1304 nucleotides. It is a transcript of the gene MVD, whose product is annotated as mevalonate diphosphate decarboxylase. Gene Ontology annotation, molecular function: ATP binding; diphosphomevalonate decarboxylase activity. NCBI's taxonomy places the organism in Eukaryota, Metazoa, Chordata, Mammalia, Carnivora, Mustelidae. The transcript has 10 exons. Gene Ontology annotation, cellular component: cytosol. Bases 33 to 1235 code for a protein of 400 amino acids. Gene Ontology annotation, biological process: isopentenyl diphosphate biosynthetic process, mevalonate pathway; isoprenoid biosynthetic process. The record is from RefSeq and is a predicted model, not a curated record.
GCGGCUGAAGGCUGAAUUGCGGUUUCUUGGCCAUGGCCUCUGAGAAGCGGGUGGUGGCGGUGACCUGCACCGCGCCGGUCAACAUCGCGGUCAUCAAGUACUGGGGAAAGCGAGAUGAGGAUCUGGUCCUGCCCAUCAACUCCUCUCUGAGUGUCACUUUGCACCAGGACCAGCUGAGAACCACCACCACAGCCGCCAUUAGCAAGGACUUCACCGAGGACCGGAUCUGGCUGAACGGCCUGGAGGAGGACGUGGGGCAGCCCCGCCUCCAGGCCUGUCUGAGGGAGAUCCGCCACCUGGCCCGGAAGCGGAGGAGCGCCGGUGACGAGGACCCAGUGGCCCUCGGCCUCGGCUACAAGGUUCACAUCGCAUCCAUGAACAACUUCCCCACGGCUGCGGGCCUGGCCUCCUCAGCAGCGGGUUACGCCUGCCUAGCCUAUACCCUGGCCCGGGUCUACGGGGUUGAGAGUGACCUCUCGGAAGUGGCACGCCGGGGCUCGGGCAGUGCCUGCCGGAGCCUGUAUGGUGGCUUCGUGGAGUGGCAGAUGGGGGAGCGGGCCGAUGGGAAGGACAGCAUCGCCCGGCAGGUGGCCCCGGAGUCACACUGGCCGGAACUCCGAGUUCUCAUACUUGUGGUGAGCGCGGAGAAGAAGCCGACGGGCAGCACCGCGGGCAUGCGGACCAGUGUGGAGACCAGCCCCCUGCUCGGGUUCCGGGCUGAGUCGGUGGUGCCUGCACGCCUGGCAGAGAUGGCCCGCUGCGUGCAGGAGCGGGACUUCCCGGGCUUCGCCCAGCUGACCAUGAAGGACAGCAACCAGUUCCACGCCACCUGCCUGGACACCUUCCCGCCCAUCUCUUAUCUCAGCGACACGUCCUGGCGCAUUGUGCAUCUGGUGCACCGCUUCAACGCCCACCACGGGCAGACCAAGGUGGCAUACACGUUUGACGCGGGCCCCAAUGCUGUGGUCUUUGCCCUGCACGACACCGUGCCUGAGUUUGUGGCUGCUGUGAGGCACUGCUUCCCCCCCGAGUCAAACGGAGACAAGUUUCUCAAGGGGCUGCCCGUGCCACCCGUCCCACUCUCAGACGAGCUUAAAGCGGCGCUGGACGUGGACCCCACCCCCGGCGGCGUCAAGUACAUCAUUGCCACCCAGGUGGGACCCGGGCCUCAAAUCCUGGAGGACCCUCGCGCUCACCUCCUGGGCCCGGACGGCCUGCCGAAGCCGGCUGCUUGACCGCCUUUCCUGAGGGGAGCUCCGGCCGUCCCUGGAAGAAGGCUGCUUCACUGGGAACGGGGUCGCUGG